UGAAAAACGCGAUGAGGCACGAGCGUGCACGACUGCACGAGCAGCAGCAGCAGCAGCAACACUGAGCAACACUAGCAACAACAGCAGCCGUCAGCGGCUAGACACGAGGAUCGUGCGCGUGAACAUCUUUGUCGUCGCUCCUUCGUCGCGAUCUUUUUUUUGUCUCCGAGACGAUCUCUGAUCUGAAACGACCGGACGUCGUUGGUGGUGAGUGUGCCCGUGUGUAUGCAGUGUAUGAAUGUGCGCGCGCGCGCGCACGCGCGCGUCCAACGCUGAAACGCUCUUGUAACGCUCGUCGUGUCGUGUCAGUGUCCAGGUGCGUCGAUCAGUAGUGAUCGCGGCGAUUGUUUCGCAUAAUUGGAAUGAGAUCGUACGAUCUCACGUUGCGACAUCCACGUAAAUGACGCAGGUCCGGCCUCCAGGCUGAAAUCCGGGCGUUCGUUGCUCGUCUUCGGCUAGGAAAAAUGUCCGGGGACAUAAGGAGUAACGCGACGGCGGUGGCGGCGGCAACGACGACGACGAAGACGAUAACGACGAUGAUAACGACGACAACAACGACGAUGACUACAAUGAUGAUGGCUUUUCGUCGUUGAUGAUCCUCAAUGACCAUUUAUGAACGAGCACGAACAAAUCUGGAAGCAUUCCUCUGUUUUUUUCGCUACUCGAAGGAUCGACAAAUGCGGCCGAAUGAGUCGACGUAUCAUCUCGCGGCAAGUCUUGCUUGAGAUUAUCGUCGGUUUGACUGAAAAGUUGCAACGGAUACGUAAUAGUAAGCUUUCCAUCAAGACUGCCAAUGUAAGACUGAAUUACUGAUGCAUGGCAUAAUCGUCUUUGAUGUCAAGUACGGUCAGCAUCAAUGGGAAACUGUUUUUCGUGCUUCAAGGUGCCACUUCCACCAUCGACCAGCACUAAUCAAUCAAUUGUAUUGGAACAUAAAGACGAAACAAUGGAACUCAGAGGUUUGUUCCCAAAUUCUUGCCAACAAUCUGGUUCUUUUGUGCCUGAAACACAUGCAAAUGGAAACAGAAAGCCUACAAGUACGUUAUCUACGUUUAAUAAUGUAGGCUCGGAUAAUUGUGGAUCUGUACCUAAUGUACAAAGUACGCUGCGCUUAUCGCGAGGGUUCUAUGCACGAUUACAACCACUAGGACGAUCUAGUACAUCGUCGGGUCUCAAUUUAAAUACCGAACCCAGGCAGCAAAAGGAACCAUCGGAGAGCAAACUAAAUGCACUUUUUGACCAAUACAAGGAUCCUCAUGAAGAUGUAAUAUUAGCUGAUGGUAUAGAAAGACUCUGUGAUGAUUUACAAUUGUCACCUGAUGAAUUUAAAGUACUUGUGCUUGCAUGGAAAUUAAAUGCAGAGCAAAUGUGCCAAUUCACGCGUCAGGAAUUUGUCAUGGGAUUAAAAGCGAUGAAGGUCGAUAGUAUUCGUGGUAUACAGGCACGAUUGCCUGAGAUCGUUCAGGAAUUGACGAUCAAUAGUGAUUUGUUCAAGGAUCUCUAUCGAUUCACAUUCCGAUUUGGCCUCGACGUGACGUCUGGUCAAAGAAUCUUACCAGCUGAUAUGGCGAUCGAUCUUUGGAGACUUGUUUUCACGAUACGUGAACCUCCGCUCUUAACGAGAUGGCUAAACUUUCUAGAAUGUCAUCAUAUUCGAGGGAUACCUAGGGACACUUGGAAUAUGUUCCUAAACUUUGCCGAGAGCAUCGGAGACGAUCUUGGUGCUUAUGACGAUGCGGAAGCGUGGCCAAGUUUAUUUGAUGACUUUGUAGAAAACGAAAACGACCAAAUGAACCAAAAUAUCACUAAAGAUGAUAUUAUGAAAGAUACUUCUAUCGACAAAGCUUAAUGUUCUUGUUUUAAGAAAAGUAAUGCUGAAUCGAAAGGUAUUAUCUUUGAAUCAUUCAACAUUAUUCUGCGAUCGACAUUUUAUUCUUAUCAGUAUGAUCAAGGAAGUGAUACUUCUGAUUAUAAUUAUUAUACUUGUCCUUUUUUAACAUCUAUUUGUUAUUGCGUCAUUUUGUUAAUAUUCGGUAUUCUAUUUCCUAAUGUAAAUAUAGCUUAUUAUGUGUAAUAUUUAAUUGUGUGUAUUUUCGCGCGUGCGUGCGUGCGAGCGAGUGAGCGAGUGUGUGUGUGUGUGUGUGUGUGUGUGUAAGUGUGAGUGAGAGAGAGCGCACAAUACGCGAGAAAUCUCCGUAUUACAGAUUUUAAUGUGCUAGUGGCAAAUUUAUAUAUUAUCAUGUAUUUGUUUUAUAUGAACAAAGUACAUUAUCAAAGUUGUAUUUUUACAUUUUGUCUGACCAUAAUGAUAUACAUCUAACGAGACAUAUUAUGUUCUAUGCAAUUAAUAAUGCAAUUGCUUAUAAUAAUGAACGUGAUGAAUAAUCGUAUCAAGAGAUAUAAUUGUGCUUAUUUAUUGUGUGGGUCAGUUACAUGGACGCGCGAUGUCAGAUAGAUUAUUAUCCGUUUUACGGAAUGUUAUUUUAUAGAAAAUCUAGAAUGUAUACAAAUAAUUGCAUAAGACUAUUGCUUUUUUCAUUAAGUUGUGAUAUGUAUAAACAGUGUAUUUUUAAAUUAUACAUAUUGAUAUAAAGUAAAAAGAGAUAAAAAAUUAUAAAAUUUUGAUACAGCGAUGAAUAAAAUUAUAGCUUUAAAAAACACAAGUAGAACUGAAUAUUGCCAAUAUCAUAUGUGAUAUUCGUUUGUAUAUUGAAUUAUAUUUAUACUACAUGAAAAGAAUUAUAUUAUUGAUUUAAUAA
Solenopsis invicta (red fire ant) is the source of this 2759-nucleotide messenger RNA. It is a transcript of the gene SCCRO3, whose product is annotated as DCN1-like protein 3. The record is from RefSeq and is a predicted model, not a curated record. The transcript is spliced from 4 exons. Gene Ontology annotation, molecular function: ubiquitin conjugating enzyme binding; cullin family protein binding; ubiquitin-like protein binding. Gene Ontology annotation, cellular component: ubiquitin ligase complex. The coding region runs from base 857 to 1849 and encodes 330 amino acids. Lineage: Eukaryota; Metazoa; Arthropoda; Insecta; Hymenoptera; Formicidae. Gene Ontology annotation, biological process: positive regulation of ubiquitin-protein transferase activity; protein neddylation.